This is a messenger RNA of Bradysia coprophila, 1866 nucleotides long. RefSeq lists its product as uncharacterized. NCBI's taxonomy places the organism in Eukaryota, Metazoa, Arthropoda, Insecta, Diptera, Sciaridae. Gene Ontology annotation, molecular function: transmembrane transporter activity. Gene Ontology annotation, cellular component: membrane. The record is from RefSeq and is a predicted model, not a curated record. Gene Ontology annotation, biological process: transmembrane transport.
GUAGUUAAAACUUUUAUUUUUAUUUUAGUUUAUUAGGUAUUGUUCCCCCACUUUAUAGGUACCAAUGUGAAUGUUGAUUGUUGUUCUGUGAAUGGAAAUAUUUAUUUGACUUCGCGUGAGACAUAAUGUGAGAUAUUAUAUAUGUUAUGACGACACUAUUUAUCAAUAGGUGUGCACUGCUUGUGAAUUAAUUCGUUAUCUGCGCUAUUUCGAUAACAAAAAUCCGAUUUUCUGCAAAAACAAUCGUUUACAUUCAGAUCAGUUGUUCAAAUUGAAUUGACUCCAACGCAACAUAGAAAGAUAUUAGUGAACUGAAAGCAUGGAUAAGAAUCACCACGAAAACAUCGCAUUUGAGGAAGACGAUUUGUCGAAAGCAACGGAAACGGAUGAUGAAUUACAGAAGUAUGAUGCGAAAGUUGCAACAAAUACCUCGAAUCGCGUCGCAGUGGAUGGUCAAUAUGUUAUGUACAAAAGAAGGUGGUUCGGUAUGUUGGCAAUAUUUAUGCUGAAUCUUUCCACCGGUCUUGUGUGGUUAACGUUUAAUGCAGUACCUGAUAUAUCUGCCGAAUGGCUUCAUACGGGAAAAAGUCAUGUGAAUUUGUCUGUGAUAUUAUAUUUCGUUGCUUACAUUCUUAUGUCCUCUGUAAGCGGUUUUGUUUUUGAAAAAUGGGGACUCAAAAAAGCGCUUAUUUUAGGUGGUCUCAUCAAUCUUGUGGGAACGGCGAUACGGUACUUUGCCUCAUUUAUCAGCAGUUCCGAAGAUAAUUUCGAACCGCGAUUGGUUGUUAUCUUAUUAGGACAGUUUAUAGCAGCCUCGGCUCAACCGUUCUUUUUGAACGCACCUCCGAAAUACGCUGCUAUUUGGUUUAGCGAAUCUAGUCGAGCUAUCGGAACGACGAUCGGUAGCGUUUCUAAUCCAUUUGCAGCCGCAGUUGCAAUGAUAGUCAUACCAGCACUUUGCGGACAAAGCAGUGAUAUGCCAUUUACGUUGCUGAUUUGUGCAAUUGUUGCUGCAGUUGCUGUAGUUCCAGCAAUUUUUAUGCCAUCCCUUCCACCAACACCUCCGUCAGGCUCUGCAGCAAUCGCAUUAGCUGAAGCAGCGGAUGAGCCAUUUUGGACCUCCAUCCGGAAAAUUGCGAAGAAUGUUCCAUUUUGGGUUUUGUUCAUUGUCUUUUCCAUCUAUGUGGCUUUCUUCAAUGCAUUCUCCUCUCUCAUCAAUCAAAUUGUCAUACCAUACGGAUAUAGUGACGAUGAGGCAGGAAUAUUCGGCGCCUCGUUGAUUGUAAGUGGUAUCAUCGGUGCUGGCAUAUCCGGAGCAUUUGUGGACAAGACGAAAAAGUAUCAUUUAGUUUUGAGGGUGUGUACACCGUUGCUGGGUCUCGCCUAUGUCGGCUUCAUAUUCGCCGUACGAAGAGAUUUUAUUGCGGGCAUCGGUGCUGUUUGUUGUAUUAUUGGCCUGCUUUCUUUUGCACUACUACCAGUCGCACUCGAACUGGGAAUCGAAUGUACAUACCCAACGGCAUCUAGUGCAUCAACGUCACUGUUGUGGAUGGGAGGACAGACAUUCGCUGUAAUAUUUUUGAUUGUUGGCGAUGAACUGAGAGAUGAAUCGGCCGAUGCGGAUCCUCCGGAAAAUAUGAAAACUGCACUUAUUUGUAUGGGUGCUGUUUCGUGUGUUGCAUCGACUUUGUCGUAUUUGUAUAACUCACCAAAUUAUCGUUUGGAGGCAGAAAGGCGACAGAGAGAAGGACAUGUUGAUGUGUAAAGAGGGGACGGAAAAUUAGACUUUGAAAGUUGUUGUAAUCAGAUUGGUAAAUUUUGCCGGUAAAUCGUUCAAAAGCUGAUGUGACUUUUUUGACUGAUAAA